Molecule: messenger RNA, 5135 nt
Organism: Capsicum annuum
Lineage: Eukaryota; Viridiplantae; Streptophyta; Magnoliopsida; Solanales; Solanaceae
Product: DNA glycosylase/AP lyase ROS1
Exons: 22
Coding region: 151-4740 (1529 amino acids)
Biological process (GO): base-excision repair
Molecular function (GO): DNA demethylase activity; 4 iron, 4 sulfur cluster binding; DNA N-glycosylase activity
Source: RefSeq, a predicted model, not a curated record
UGGUGUCUGUGUCGGCUUUCCUGCACGUCACACUAAAAUAACUGUCACCUCCCACUGGAAACAAAUAAAUUGUCAUAAAUCGGUUAAUGUUGUUGGGCAACAGAGCAAAUUGACACCUCGACUAAACCAGCAACAGAUAAAUUCUCAUGAAUGGAGAUGGAACUGGGCAAUGCAGAUAAGGAAGAGCUGGAGAAAGUUGCUUUUUUUACUCCAGUAACACCUUACAAGAGCGAGUUACCAAGAGCAGAAUUUAGCUCUAUCAAUAUUGCUGGCUUCAACAAAUUUGUGUCAGCAAGUAGUUCAUGUAACAGCCAAAAAAAGGAUGAAGAGGUUUCUGCUGUGAUCGGAGGGAGGAGCAAAUUUCUAUGUCAAAAUUUGGAUUCUGAUUUUAAAUCUGUGUCAAUGGCUCCUUCAACUCCUAUGAAGAAGGGUAACCCAUUGGAGACACAAAGUGGUACCUUGGACUUGAAUGAGAGACCACUGAAGAAACCAAAAAGGAAAAAACACAAACCAAAAAUCUAUGAUGAAAGUAAGCCCAAAAAGACUCCAAAGCCUAAGAUAAAGACUUCAACUCCAAAAUCAGGUAAAUCUAAGGCAAGUGCCAGGACAAAGAAGAAACUAGAAAAGGACUGCGAUAAGGUUUCAGACGAUUUAUCAGGAUAUGCUUACAUGCAAACACCUAUUAGUAAGAUUCCAGAAACUAUUGCCGAAUCUGUAGUCCUACAGGUUUCAACUCCUCAGCCAGAAAUUUUGGAGCUUGCUAUCCCAGCAACAAGUUCACCAGAACUUGAGCACGACAUUCUUACGGAUCUUGGUCAUAGUUUGAAGUCAUGCAGACGAGCUCUAAAUUUUAACUUGGAAAAUGAGAAUGAUGUUAUUUCCGUGGGAGCAGAAGAAGUGGCUAGAUGUCAUGUAACACAUAGUAACAACAGCAAGUUCUUGACAAAUCCAUUAGACGGUGUUAAUGAGCUGCCAGUUGAUACAAAUAGCUCCAUUGAUUUGGAAGAUAAUUUAGAGGCUGAGUCAACUUCCCAAACCAAACAAGGAAAUGAUCCUAAUAUCUACCAGGAUGGCGAUAGAGCCUGUCAGUAUCAUUUUCUGAAAGUUUAUACAAGGAGGAACAAAUUUAAAACAGAUUUGAUGCCCUUGGCAGGAAAUGAAGCUGAUGUCUACCAGAACAAAACUAGUUGUCAGGAUCACUUUCUGAAAGUUUUUAAAAGGAGGACAAGAGGAAACAUUGGAUCCGCGUCUUUGGCAGGAAAUGAAGCUAUUUCCCAGAAUGACCAUAAAGAAGCCCAAGACAAAGAUAAAGGCUGGAAUGCAUUGAAUACUAAUACAAAGUAUAAAGUGACUUCCGGUGCAAGGAGGACGUGUAGAGGAAGAGGUAGAAAGAGAGUUGCAAAGAAGCAUGUUCCAAUUGCCAAGAGUUCUUUUACAAUUUCCAAGAGAGUUACCAGGAGAAAUUCUGAAAUUGCCCAUGGUGAUACAUGUUUUUCAACUAUGAACUCGAGGCAGACAGUAAAAUUAAAAUCACAUUUUGUCAGAAAGGUUCUACCUACCGAAAAUCAGAUUAAUGCUGCAAUGGCUGAUCCAGAGUCUUUUGAGUGUGUGUUUAGCUUGUCCCCUAUAGUGAAUUCUCGGAGAAAGAGAUCUAUCCAUCCUAAGAGGACCAAGUCUGCUUGCAGGGAAGAAGAUACAGAAUUAGAACCUUUAAGUCUUGCCUUGACUUUGUCUCCACUAGUCAUGUGCAAAAGAAAAAGAUCUAAGAAUUGCAAAAGAUCGACUGCUAUUUUAGACUCCAUCUGCCCUGAGUCAGAAAUAAGUGCAAUCAGUGGGAUUGAGUCUUUUACGGAUAAGCGGCCUCAAAUAAGUGCUUGCAAUGAAAUUCAGGAAUGUUGGCAACAUGAAAAUUGGUGGCAUCAAACAGAUAAAUCAUCUUGCAACGAUAUUCAAGAGUGCCCACAACAUGAAGAUCUGUGGCCUAGAUCAGAUAAAUCAGCUUGCAUUGAUGUUCAAAACUGGCAACAACAUGAAGAUCUGUGGCCUUGGAUAGAUAAAUCAGCUUGUAAUGAACUUCAAGAACGGUCACAACUUGAUGAUCUGUGGCCUAAAACAGAGUGUUCAAUUGACUCGAAAUCCUUGGAUAAACUUAUUCAGAGGUUUGAAAAAUUAAAAGUUUGUGAUAAGAGAGCCUGUAAAGGGAGAACAACAACCAAUCAGAAAAGAACCAGUAACAAUACUGGCCAGCUUGUCUUGCGGAAUCCUUUUGGUCCAAUAAUUGCUCACAAGGGAAAGGACAAACCCAGAAAAAAACUGCCCAAGGUUGACAUUGAUAUGGAGUCAAUGCGAGUGUUUAAUCUACUCAUAGAAAACGGAGGUGAAAUUGAUGAAGACCUGGAUAAAGAGAAGGAGAUGUGGUGGGAGGAGCAAAGAAAAAUAUUUGAAGGAAGGGCGGCCUCAUUCAUUGCCCGCAUGCGUCUUGUCUUAGGUGAUAGGCGUUUUUCCCCAUGGAAAGGGUCAGUGGUAGACUCUGUGAUUGGUGUUUACCUAACACAAAAUGUAUCAGAUAACCUUUCAAGCAACGCUUUCAUGCUUCUUGCAUCAGCAUUCCCACUUCAAAAUAAGCAAGAAGUGACUACACAACAAGGACAAGCUGUAGCGAUUACAGAGGGAAUGCCAAAUUCAUUUGAUAGAGAAGUGUCUGCUGAUGAGAAAGAUCUUGGAUUCUCUGGUUCUUGUUUUAGUUCAAUGUCCAAAUGUAUAUCAAGCACAGAUGAAACAUCUUCUUUAGAUGAUAGAAAUACGCCGGAAUGUUUGACUACACCUUAUAGCCACUUAUCUCACACGGGGGACUGCAUGAAUGAGAGGUUGCAUGGAACUCGAAAGGAAGAAAAUCUUGGAGAUGAGAGUACAAGUGGUAGUCAGGCUUCAGUCACCUCUUACAGCCCAGAAGUGAUAACCUUUGCUAAGAGUGGCGGCGAUUUAGGAAAUGAAGCAGUCAAUUUGCCCGAGACAAUAUCGACAGAGAAAAAUGAAUUACCAGAAAGAGAAAUUGAUUGGGAUGAAUUGAGGAAAACCUAUUCUACUGGAAGAUCUAGCGGUCUUACUGAAAGUAAUAGAGAUUCUGUUAAUUGGGAAGCCGUUAGACAUGCAGAUGUUGAAAAGAUUGUUGAGCCGAUAAAAUGUCGAGGACAGGGUAAUGUUCUUGCUGCAAAGAUUAAGAAUUGUCUUAAUCGAUUGGUUGAAGAUCAUGGAAGCAUUGAUCUUGAGUGGUUAAGAGAUGUUCCAACAGACAAAGUGAAAGAAUACCUGUUGAGUAUCGUUGGGCUUGGGCCGAAGAGCGUGGAUUGCAUUCGACUUUUGACACUUCGGCAUCAUUCCUUUCCUGUUGACAUAAAUGUUGCUCGGAUAGCAGUACGUCUAGGAUGGGUCCCUUUGCAACCAUUACCUGAUGAGAUCCAGAUGCAUCUUUUGGAGAAAUACCCGCUGGAGAGUGACAUACAAAAGUACCUUUGGCCACGUCUAUGCAAACUUGAUCUGCUAACACUAUAUGAAUUGCAUUAUCACAUGAUCACAUUUGGAAAGGUUUUCUGUACAAAGAGAAAUCCAAACUGUGAUGCCUGCCCAUUGAGAGCCGAAUGCAGGCACUUUGCUAGUGCAUUUGCCAGUUCUAGGCUUCGCCUCCCAGGACCACAGCCGAAAGGAGUGGUCGCCUCUAAGCAGCCUGUUCGAGUUGAUGAUGUCCCAAACAUGUGUGUGCCGUUACCAAAUUUGUUCCCUUCUAGCGAAAGCUUCUUGGAGUCCAGCUUCCAGACUCAAGAUUCUGAGCCUAUCAUAGAAAUGCCAGAAUCUCCAGAGGACAGACCUCUAGAAAUAAUAAUGCCAGAAUCUCCAGAGCACAGACCUCUAGAAUCACUGGAACGAGACAUUGAAGACUUUCCUUCUAAGGUGGAGCAUGAGCAGGAGAUACCUACCAUCCAACUCAACACUAAAGAGUUCAGAGAAAAUGUGUUGAACCUUAUCAACAAGUACAAAACUAAAGAGCUUCAAGAAAAUUUGUUGAAUGUUGUUGAUGAGAUCAGUAAAUUGCAUAGAGAUGAAGAAGUGUCCAGAGCCUUGGUUCUCUUGAAUCCAGAAUCUGCUUCACAUCCUGCUCGUAAACUGAAAAGUAAUAGUCGACUAAGGACUGAGCACUUAGUGUAUGAGCUUCCAGAUGAUCAUCCUCUUUUGAGUGGGUUUGAGAAACGGCAGCCUGAUGAUCCCUGCCCUUACCUUCUUUCCAUCAGCCUAACAGAGCAAGUUAUGGAAAAGCAGAAAAAAGUUGAAAACUUUUCCAGCUCCAAGGAAUUAGUACUUUAUGAUGCAGAGAUAUGCUCGGGCAGUGCAAGUAACUCCCAAAAUAAUCAAAUAGUUCAUGGAUCUAUUUUGAUACCAUGUCGAACGGCAAACAGGGGAAGUUUUCCUCUAAAUGGAACAUACUUUCAAGUUAAUGAGGUGUUUGCUGAUCAUGAGUCGAGCAAAUACCCAAUCCCUGUUGCGAGAGAGUCAAUAUGGAAUUUGAGACGAAGAGUUUUAUAUUGUGGAACUUCAGUUCAUGCCAUUUUUAGAGGUUUGACAACAGAGGAAAUUCAGUAUUGCUUUUGGAGAGGAUUUAUGUGUGUAAGAGGAUAUGACAGAAAGCAGAGGGCACCCAGACCCCUCCCUGAUCGAUUCCAUUUAGGAUAUAAAAGUAAAAUAUAGUGAAUUAUGAUGAUCAGCAUUUAGAGAUGGCAAAAUUGCUUGAGAGGUGGUAAAAGCGUAUACACAUUCAUCAUCACUCAUUUAACAUUAUUCUUCUUGUGAAAAUCCUGAUCGCCAUCAAUGGGAAAGUCAUAACAGUGGCUCAUAUAGUUUCUAUAAUUUUUUCAUUCUUUCACUAUUUAGAUUACGUGACAGUGUUUGCUUGUUGUAGUUGUUCCAUAUCUGUUCUCGUUUCGGAUGCACUCUGAUGGUGUAUGAAUUCAAAAAUAAAUUAUCAAGAAAAAAGCUGGUGUUGUCCUUUGUUUUGUAGGAGUCGAGAAUACUGCUUCUGGACCAUACAAGUUACAUGGUUCUUUUUUCUAGUUUGUAUGGUACUUGCUCUUUCCCUCUUUCUA